ACCGUCGGUGCGAGGGCUCCCCAUCAAAUUCCUCGUGGCGUAUUUUAGCAUGUAUAAAAUAUUAGACUACGCAAUAGCUCUCUUCCGACGCAGCACCAACUCCCGUUCGAUCGCCAUUGGAUCGCCUUGACCGAGUCUCUCUCUCUCUUUAAAAGACGUUCUGAAAUCAGCUCCUCCUCUCUCCCCUCUCUCCUUUUCCUUCCGAAAAUACCCUAGGAGAGAGAGAGAGAGAUGUGGGUCUUCUACCUGAUAUCGCUUCCCCUGACGCUAGGCAUGGUCAUGAUCACGCUCAGGUAUUUUGCGGGCCCCGACGUCCCUCGCUACGUCCUCUUCACCGUCGGAUACACAUGGUUCUGCUCUCUCUCCAUCAUCAUCCUCGUCCCCGCUGACAUAUGGACUACAAUCAUACAUCACGAGAAGGGAGGCAUUGCUUUCUUCUGGAGCUGGUCAUAUUGGAGUACUUUUGCACUUACAUGGGCUGUGGUGCCCACUAUUCAGGGUUAUGAAGAUGCUGGGGAUUUCACAGUGACGGAAAGAUUGAAGACCAGUAUACGUGCAAACUUAGUCUUCUAUCUAUGCGUGGGAUCUAUUGGACUUUUUGGACUUAUUCUCCUUAUUAUUAUGCGGAGAAAUGGGGGUAUAAGUGUUGUGGGCUUGGCCAUGGCUUGCUCAAAUACUUUUGGACUCGUUACAGGCGCAUUUCUUCUUGGAUUUGGUUUGAGCGAAAUUCCGAAGAGCAUCUGGAGAAAUGCAGAUUGGAGCAACCGCCAAAAAAGUCUUUCUCAUAGGGUUGCUAAAAUGGCCGUGAAACUUGAUGAUGCUCAUCAGGAAUUUUCAAAUGCAAUUGUAGUUGCUCAAGCAACAUCCAAUCAGAUGUCCAAGCGCGACCCUUUGAGACCUUACAUGGAUGUUAUUGACAAUAUGUUGCGUCAGAUGUUGAAGGAAGACCCAUCCUUCAAACCAUCAGGAGGCAGAUUGGGAGAAAACGAUAUGGAUUAUGAUACAGAUGAGAAAUCAAUGGCUACCCUUAGACGUCAACUUAGGAGAGCUCGAGAAGAGUACUACCGAUACAAAAGUGAAUAUAUGACCUAUGUCAUGGAGGCUCUUGAGCUGGAAGAUACUAUUCAAAAUUAUGAGCGUUGCAAUUUAACCGGAUGGAAAUAUGUUUCAAGUUUCAGAGCUAGUCGAACUGGCACACUGGGUUCCUUUUUUGAUACGAUUGAGUUGGUCUGGCGUUGCAUGCUCAGAAAACAGCUUGAGAAACUCUUGGCCAUCAUCCUUGGCUUGAUGUCAGCUGCAAUUCUUUUAGCAGAGGCCACUCUACUGCCAAGUGGAGUUGAUUUGUCUCUUUUCUCCAUUCUAAUUAAUGCUGUAGGAAAGCAAGAGAUGCUUGUGCAGAUUGCUUCCCUCGUUCCUCUGAUGUAUAUGUGCAUUGGCACAUAUUAUUCCUUGUUCAAGAUUGGAAUGCUGAUGUUUUACUCAUUCACUCCAAGACAGACAAACUCAGUCAGCUUGCUAAUGAUAUGCUCGAUGGUUGCACGAUAUGCGCCUCCAAUUUCUUACAACUUCCUUAAUCUCAUUCGCCUUGGCGGGGGUCUCAAAACCAUAUUUGAGAAGAGGAUGGGGAACAUUGAUGAUGCUGUCCCUUUUUUUGGCCGACGGUUCAACAAAAUUUAUCCGCUUAUUAUGGUUAUAUACACGCUGCUAGUUGCUAGCAAUUUCUUUGAUCGAGUAAUUGAUUUUUUUGGAAGCUGGAAAAGGUUCAGGUUCCAAAAUGAGGCCCAUGACAUGGAUGGUUUUGAUCCCUCAGGAAUAAUUAUUCUGAAGAAAGAGCGAUCUUGGCUUGAACAAGGGAGCAAAGUUGGGGAACAUGUUAUCCCAUUGGCAAGAAAUUUUAAUAACGCAAGCAUGGAUUUGGAAACUCCUGCCACAUCCCUAGACAUAGGUACUGCUGAAACGAAAGUGACAGCCAAUUUGUCGGAGGAGAGUCAGUUGAAGCUUUCAAACGAAGAGAACUGGAAAUAUGGUAACAGCAAAGAAACCAUUGUAAACAAGUACACUGCUAGGAGAGAACAGCAAGGCAGACAUAUAUCUGCCAGGGAAUCAGCAGAAAAGAGUAAUGUGUCAUCGACUUCAAUUACUUUACUUGAUGCAGGGAACUCCCAAAACCAGUAUAAUUCAGGUAACUCAAUGGAGGGCCCAUCCUCCAAAUUUUCAUCCACAUGGGAGUCAAUGAAAACAGGUUUCCAAAGCUUCAAGGCCAAUAUAGGGGCCAAGAAAUUCAUUCCUUUGUGCCAGGUGCAGGAAUCAAAUCUCAGUUCACGUGUCUCAUCCUCUGAAUCCCUGGAUGACAUAUUCCAGAGAUUAAAACUGCAUCCGAAUAGAGACCACAACAGGAAUUACAGUGAUGGCGAUGAUGAUGACAUUAGAAGUUCAGGUCCAACAAGAUAAUGCCUGCCAAGAAAGGAAGAUGAUCAAAGUUCUUCUAUGGGUUUCUUGGUUCUAGUCUCAGAUUUGGAUGGCCAUCUGACGGUUGUUUUUGGCCUCAUAAAAACCCACAAAAAAGAAAUGUACAGAUUCCAGAGUAGGGGCUGGGGCUGCUUGUGUUCUUUUGCAUUCAGCUUCCUGCUGCAGUGGGGGAGGUCUCUGUUAUACCAAAAUCUGUAUACAUAUAUUAGCAGCAGUUCGGAAGAGAAUAUACAAGAAGGGUCAAACACAUAGGUUCCUUUUUUUGAAGAAUUGUGGACCACAGCGUGAUGCAAAAACAAUUGUAACUGUCAUGGAAAUUUCUAUUUCCUAAAUUUGCCAAUGGCACUGAAUGAAUAGGUUUUCUCCCAAAAAUGAAGUUCUAUACAGUGAAAUUGUAGAAUGCACGUGUAAUGGAAUUACUCUCUUGCAAUUAUUUUUU
Messenger RNA from Magnolia sinica, 2908 nucleotides. RefSeq lists its product as uncharacterized. The record is from RefSeq and is a predicted model, not a curated record. NCBI's taxonomy places the organism in Eukaryota, Viridiplantae, Streptophyta, Magnoliopsida, Magnoliales, Magnoliaceae. Gene Ontology annotation, cellular component: membrane. The transcript is spliced from 14 exons. The coding region runs from base 232 to 2451 and encodes 739 amino acids.